GUGCAGAUAAAAAUUAAGACACUUUCAUCCCGCGGCAGUCACCGUGUUCGUGGUAAAGGAAAGGAAAGGACCGUGCUAUGACCGACGGCCAAUCGCACCGCCUUUUGCGGAGGAUUAACCGUGUGCGCUGCGGUGCCAACACACGAAAAGUAGCUUGAUGAGUGUCCAAAGUAGUGGAAGUUUAGAGGGGACGCCAUCUUUGGUCCCAGCUCUCCACGUCCCCAACACGGACUGUUGUUUUCCGUAACAUACCACGGCGGUGGUGAAGGCCCGCAGAAGGCACCAUGGAGGAGCUGAACAGCCUGGACCCCCGGAGACAGGAGCUGCUGGAGGCACGCUUUAUGGGCGGGGUCGGCGGCAGCACAGGAGGCAGCACUGGCAGCACAAGUGCAGGAACCAAAGGAUUGACCAAUAAUGAAUGUUCAAAUCAAAGUUUUGGAAGCCUUGGAUCCUCAAGCGACAAGGAGUCAGAGGGGUCCGAAGUGAAAAGAGGCAGUUCUCCUGCUUAUUCGACUCCUGAGAAGAAACAGUCAGAAACACAGAGAGGCAGAAAAAGGAAACCUGAGAUCCAAUCAGAGAGCAGCCAAGGAAAAUCAAUUGCACGAGGACCCAAAAUAAGUGAUUAUUUUGAUUUUCAGGCAGGAAAUGGGUCCAGUCCUGUGCGAGGUCUCCCACCAGUGAUUCGAUCGCCCCAGAACUCCCAUUCCCUCUCAGCUCAGGGUAUCACUGUUGGACAAAAUAGCUCAUCUCCUACUAGUCUGUCUUUUGGGGACCACCUGACUCAGCCAAAGCAACUAGCAGUCAAAUUUGUUCAGACUGACCUCACAGUGUUGAAGCUGGCUGCCCUUGAAAGCACGAAGAACCUUGACCUCGAAAAGAAGGAGGGGAGAAUAGAUGACUUGCUUCGGGCAAACUGUGAUCUCAGGAGACAGAUAGAUGAACAACAAAAAUUACUUGAAAAGUACAAGGAACGCUUGAAUAAAUGCAUUACUAUGAGCAAGAAGUUGCUCAUAGAAAAGAGCACCCAGGAGAAGCAGGCCUGCCGGGAGAAAAGCAUGCAAGACAGACUUCGUUUAGGCCAUUUCACUACAGUGAGACAUGGAGCGUCGUUUACAGAGCAGUGGACUGAUGGAUAUGCCUUCCAGAACCUUGUCAAACAGCAGGAGUGUACAAACCAACAGAGAGAGGACAUUGAGAGGCAGAGGAAACUCCUAGCCAAGAGGAAACCUCCAUCCUCUACCAGCUCCCAAGCACCAACCACAAACUCGGAGCCAAAGCAACGCAAAACAAAGGCAGUGAAUGGAGCAGAGAGCGACCCCUUUCUAAAACCUAGCCUACCUCAGCUGCUGACACUAGCAGAAUACCAUGAACAGGAAGAGAUCUUCAAACUGCGACUAGGACAUCUUAAGAAGGAAGAGGCUGAGAUCCAGGCGGAGCUGGAGCGUCUGGAGAGAGUGCGCAACCUUCACAUUCGGGAGCUGAAGAGAAUAAAUAAUGAGGACAGUUCACAAUUUAAAGAUCAUCCAACAUUAAAUGAACGAUAUCUGCUCCUACACCUUCUGGGAAGAGGGGGCUUUAGUGAAGUUUACAAGGCUUUUGACUUGAUUGAGCAACGAUAUGCUGCUGUGAAAAUCCAUCAACUUAACAAGAACUGGAGGGAGGAGAAAAAGGAGAACUAUCACAAACAUGCGUGCCGAGAGUACAGAAUACACAAGGAGCUGGACCACCCCAGAAUAGUGAAACUUUAUGACUACUUCUCAUUGGACACCGACACGUUUUGCACUGUCAUGGAGUACUGCGAAGGCAACGACUUGGAUUUCUACUUGAAACAGCACAAGCUAAUGUCUGAGAAGGAGGCGCGGUCUAUCGUCAUGCAGAUUGUUAAUGCAUUAAGAUACCUGAAUGAAAUCAAACCUCCCAUCAUCCAUUACGACCUUAAGCCAGGAAAUAUUUUGUUAGUGGAUGGCACCGCCUGUGGGGAAAUCAAAAUCACUGACUUUGGUCUGUCAAAAAUCAUGGAUGAUGACAACUACGGCGUGGAUGGGAUGGACCUGACUUCGCAGGGCGCCGGGACCUAUUGGUACCUGCCUCCUGAAUGUUUUGUCGUUGGCAAAGAACCUCCAAAGAUCUCCAAUAAAGUGGACGUGUGGUCCGUGGGUGUCAUCUUUUUUCAGUGUCUGUACGGAAGAAAGCCUUUCGGCCACAAUCAGUCCCAACAGGACAUCCUGCAGGAGAACACCAUACUGAAAGCCACGGAUGUUCAGUUCCCUGUCAAGCCUGUUUCCAGUAAUGAAGCAAAGGCCUUCAUAAGGCGGUGUCUGGCAUACAGGAAGGAGGACCGGAUCGACGUUCACCAGAUGGGAAGCGACCCGUAUCUGCUCCCUCAUAUGCGGAGGUCAAGCUCCUCUGGAAACCUGCAGAUAAACGCUGCGGGCUCGGGGCCGGCCUCCUCCAGCAUCGUUUCAUACUGACCGUGUCGUACUGUGGCGGCGAAAAGGCAACUAAGUUCAGCUCCCGCAGAGCUUCUCCGAGGCUCCGGCAUGCGGGAGAAGGAACAGCCGGCGACAAAAGGAGCAGGACACUGGUGGGGAGAUUUCACCCGGCCUCCUGGGACCUGCGCCAGGCUUCUACUUGUUUACCAGGGCUCGAUCGGUGGAGGGACAGUGAGGGGACGGUUUUAAAAGGACAUGGGUGAAAGGAUCUUUUUGAGGGUCCGACUAAAGCACUGAUACUGGCGACGUACCAUGAAGAAAAUGUGACUGGCUGUUCUGUUCAGAUGCUGCCGAUGGAAAUGGCCGAAGGGACACUGGCCAUCGUUUUAGAUUAAAUAACAUGGUCCUGCUACAGUGCAAAUGAUUCAGCUGCUAGAAGUUAUUGUACUGGGAAGGAGGGGACAGUCGUCGUUAUGUAGAACUACAAAGAUUUCUCUGAAUAAUUUGGCUAAAUGUUUCAUUUAUCCACAGAUCUUGGGCUUUGAUUUAAGUUACUUCGCCAUGACAAUGUAAUGUGUAGCAUACAAGUGGCAUCUAGUGUCACGUAGGUUGGGACAGCGUACUUACGUUUAAUGCACAAAGUAACCAAAUGUAGAAAAUGACGAUGUAUAAAAUCCUAUGCAGGAAUAUUAAUGAAUAAAUUGGAAACUGUAUAUGCUCUACAGGUGAAUUCAGAAUUUUGAGCCGUAACAGAAUUGUGUACAAAAAAAUUGCAAUUUGCCCGAGCAAACUAGUAUUUCAUUUUGCUGCUUUAUUGCUCUUACUUUUUCAAGGGCCGUAUCUUCCACUUUGAGUACAAAUUGUACAGUUCUGCUAAUAGUGAAUAAUAAAUGCCAGGAAAUGUAAAUCCCUCCCA
This is a messenger RNA of Pungitius pungitius (ninespine stickleback), 3348 nucleotides long. It is a transcript of the gene tlk1a, whose product is annotated as tousled-like kinase 1a. Bases 285 to 2471 code for a protein of 728 amino acids. Lineage: Eukaryota; Metazoa; Chordata; Actinopteri; Perciformes; Gasterosteidae. Gene Ontology annotation, molecular function: protein serine/threonine kinase activity; ATP binding. The transcript has 22 exons. Gene Ontology annotation, cellular component: nucleus. The record is from RefSeq and is a predicted model, not a curated record. Gene Ontology annotation, biological process: chromosome segregation; peptidyl-serine phosphorylation; intracellular signal transduction.